CAAGGUGACUCAGCUUUACGGACAAGCGCUUAUUUGAGAUAUGGCUGUUUUGUCGUUGUUUGACCCCUUAAUACUGGAACAUAUCAACUGUUCUGAGUUGAUCAAGAAACAUGUAGUCCAUAUAAACUUUCAGAGUCCUAAAACGAUUCCGAAAAUACGGCCUCUAUUAUCAUCUGAUUAUGAUUAUCUUGCUUUAUUAAAACAGUUAACCGUAGUUGGGAAGAUAGAACAGAGAGAAUUUGAUGAAAGAUUUUCUUUGAUGGCCUCGUGCUUGGAUACAUAUUUUAUUGUCGUUUUAGAAGAUGCUACAACAAGUAGAAUCAUUGGAGCAGCAACUCUCUUCAUAGAGUUAAAGUUCAUUCACCAAUGUUCGAAGCGUGGUCAUAUUGAGGAUGUUAUAGUCGAUUCAAGAUAUCGCGGGAUGAAUUUUGGAAGACUCGUCACAUGAUUUUAAAUCCUGUAGAUAAGACCUCCGUUCUAUACAAUAUAAUGCUGAUUUUCUCUAACCCUUCUCAUAAUCAUACUUUUUAAAAAUUGAUUUCUGAUAGCACCGAUUAGAUCCCAUUAUAAGUUCAGUAAACCGUUAAUUUAAAUGUUUAAUAAAAAUCGACGGGAAUAAAUAUGUAGUGAAUGUGAUUGACCCCUGUAUUGUUUAUAAGUUUAAGGGUUACGGCCACCCAACUUGUUUUUUAUUUUUCUGCUCAGUCAAAAUUUACCAACCGUUUUAGACUGCUCACACAAUUUAGAAAGUAUCUUUUCGAGGGUUUCAGUUUUCAUACUAGUUUUUUCUGUCUGUAAUAAAUUGCAAGUACUGUCACAUAUCUUGUAUAUCAAUCUGAUCUUAAUAUAUUUACUGACAAUACGAAAUGAAUACUCGAAAUUUCAAAUUGCACUAAAAUAUUUCGCUGGAGUAGAAAGGUGAAACAAACCCACUAAAAGUACAGACAUUCUCAAAAUAUUUAUGUUUUAAAACAUGUUGAGGAAUUCAAAAAGGGAUAAAUUUUAUGAAGAUUCAGUCAGUUAGCCAUCAACAACUUAGAGCCUGGGGCAAAUUUGCACCGAUCAACGCAUCACCCCAAAUCUGUAAAAAGGUGGGAUUAACAGGAUGAACACCAGAUGAGUUGAAAUGUGUCAACAACAGUAUAUUUUAAUAAAGAAAAUACGGUCUGCAAAGCAUAAGUAGAAUAAGGGAAUUGGAGACGUGAAAUCACAUUCCACUCAAACUUAGAUAAAGGGAGUAGUAGGCCCAUCUAUGCGAAUGUGAUAUAUUUUAAGUUAUGUGGCUUAAUGUUUUCAAAGUUGGUUGCAAACGCCGCAUGGUUAUCAUCCAGACAGUCUCUGUCUAUCAGCAUGACUCAUACCAACAGCCGAUGAUCAAUCGGGCUGAUGUAUGUCUUGGUUUAGACUCCUUCAGAUUUUUUCCAACCUAAUCAUUUUCUGGCCAACACUGCAUUAAGAGCUAGGCGCUAGUUGAGCAAACAUAAUACAUUUUUAUACCAUCACAGUUGAUGAGACUCAUAAUCUCACUAACCGGUUUCAUCUGUACCUACUGCUUUUCGUCUAAGUUCAACAUUCCUCAAUCCUCUGUACCACCUUAUCUUAGCAAUGCUUCAAAGACAUCUGCAGUCAGAUGCUAGUGGCCUACCAAUUUUCUCUACUUUCGAACGCUGAACUUCAUAAACGUAAGGUAAAACAGGGUGGAUUACUGUUCGACAUACUCGUCCUUUGAUGGUAGAAAGACAUCUCUGAUGGCAAAUUUGUGGGAUAUUCGCAAGAAUCAAGUGAACUCUAAAUCCAUGCCCACCAACCCACGAGGGCUGAGACUUACAAGUGAUGCAGUCAAUGCCCUCAAUAAAUUCAUUCCUUAUAACGAAUUUAAACAUUAUUACAGAGAAAUACUAAAGCAUUUUUCAUUUAGGGGGAGGGAAAUGCUCCGCAGCGUCCUUCAGGACUUCGAUAAAGUUUGUGAAGGAGUGCAUUCAGAUGUGUGAAAACUAAAUAUAUGUGCAUCAGAUUCGUAAGAUUUUGUUGAGAGAAGCGAAACCCAGGGACUCGUGAAACUAAAAGUACAGUUGAGUAGGUAACUAGUUAGUAAUCUCUUCAGAUGUGUACAAUAUCCUGCAGUGGGCCAAAUGCAACACUGUGUUUAUCCUACUGAUAUUGUAUAUAAUAACACCUUGGACCUUUUUUAUGCUACAGAGCCUUAACGUAUUGGUAAAGUUAAAAAUUACUGCUGUUGAGGUAAAACGAUAUAAGAUAUUAGAACGUAAACAAUAGUUAUACAGCGAUAAAUGCUUAGUUACUUCCUCUAUCUUACGUCUAAAGUGCAUGAAGAGAGUUCCCAGUUGUUUCUUUCUGGCAUUCGUGUACAAAUCAACGGAUGAUUACAGUUGAAGCCAAAAUUUCAAAAACAGCAGUUUCAGACUAAAAAAAUGGAGUUGUUUGUAUGACAAGAUUUGUACGUUGUAGAAUGCCUACAAAACGGUGCCUUCCAACUGUUCACGUCUGGGAAAGUAAGACGAAACUUAUAAUUAGUACUUCAUUGUACGACUUACUUGAGAGUAGUCUACAAGGCCUAGUAAGUGACAGUUUAAUUUAUCAAUCAUAUUAAGAGGAUUGUUGUCGACAUGAAAAAGUUUCAAGGCUCUUUUUCUCCACGCUGUUUCCUGUAGUUGAACGUAAACGCAGUUCAUGGCGUCAGAGAAUAAGAAAACCUUGCGAUUAUUACAAAUCAGUUCGACUACGUCUUAAGAUAUCAUUCUUAGGCCAAUGCCACGAUGCGAACUAGUUAUGGUGUAAUAAUUUCUGUUUAAACAUAUAUUGACACAAAGAGGCACCAAAAUAAAAAUGUCCCACACAACAAAUAAGGUUGUGAAGAGAUAAAGGAGGGUGAGGAUAAUAAAAAAGUAGGGGGAACAAUAAAUGAAUAAAAAUAAGCAGGAUUUCCACUGGCUUUUAUUCUGAGACAUAACUGAUAAUAUCUCAAGCUACUGUAUUGCACUAUCUUUAGAACCCUAACCAGGGUGCUGUGAAGGUCAGACAGGCAUCAAUCCUGUAGUCUUUUUUCAUGCCCUGGAAACAUCUCAUGAACUGAUCACCUCUGCUUUCUCCAGCCAGCCCUAGGGUCGGUUAAUAGUGCAUGAUGUGGGAUGACUUGCUUAAUUAAUGGCUGGAUUUAACAGUACUGCUUCUUAAUAUGUUUAAAACAGGUAUAUCUAAACCCAACAUUUUCAUUGUUGUGGAUAAACUGGAACAAUCAUUUGGCUAAUAUUGCCUGAAAAUCUAGCGGAACUGAGCAACCGGUAUUAAAAAAAGAAGUGCACUCAACUUCACCCAACUUUAUAGUCUAAGGCAUUACCACUGGGUUGUUCAAGCUCCAACUGCCUGUAGAACUGAAAUACUUACAAUUGAUUGACCAGUGAGUCGUGUUCGUAUAAUGCUUUGAUGCAAGUCCAAUUCCAUAGAUCAGGUUGAAAUGUGGUCAUUGGUCUAAGAGACUCAAAAUUAUUCUUAUAUUUCGACACACAUAUACACUAUCUAAGCAUGUGAAGUGAUGUAUCUAUAACCAUUAAUGAAUUGUUGUUAUAUUAUUUGAGAAACAUAAAAACCCAGUGAUUAACUUGUUUAUAUAUUAUUUCCAGACUUGUUGAUACCCUGGUUCGUAU
Molecule: messenger RNA, 3665 nt
Organism: Schistosoma mattheei
Lineage: Eukaryota; Metazoa; Platyhelminthes; Trematoda; Strigeidida; Schistosomatidae
Source: the annotation of a GenBank genome assembly